Molecule: messenger RNA, 384 nt
Organism: Gongylonema pulchrum
Lineage: Eukaryota; Metazoa; Nematoda; Chromadorea; Rhabditida; Gongylonematidae
Source: the annotation of a GenBank genome assembly
AUGCACGAUAGUUAUGGAUUCAUCGAUGACGACGUAUUCUUCCAAGUCAGUGUUGUACGCGGUGCUCUGCCUCGUACCGGUGAUCGUGUGAUUGUGGAAGCAUCGUACAAUCCAUCAAUGCCGUUCAAGUGGAAUGCAUUUCGUGUGCAGCUGAUCGGUGAUAAGGGUGGAUCGGGUGGUGGUGGUGGUGGCGGCGGCGGUGGCGGUGGACCGCCAACACAUUCACCAUCGGAACGUGGCCGACCACCGAUGCCAGUCCGGGGAGCAAUGCCCAGUGAACAGAGUUGGUCGGGAAAAACCCUUGAAAAGACGCACAUGAUUGAUUCACGUGCGCGUGACUUCCAUUCAUGUAAUUUUGUUUUUCGUUCGUCAAAAUCUGCCUGA